Paramecium sonneborni is the source of this 1560-nucleotide messenger RNA. NCBI's taxonomy places the organism in Eukaryota, Ciliophora, Oligohymenophorea, Peniculida, Parameciidae. The record is from the annotation of a GenBank genome assembly.
AUGCAAUAGUCUGCAGAUUUAGAUGUUUAGAGAAUGAAAGCGAAAUAAGAUUUAUAAUCUGUAAAAUAUUUGGAUUGAAUAAGAUAUUUUUAUUAGUUUCUCUAUUUAUGGGAUUUUGCUUUUUAUUUAAUUCAAAUAUCUGUUUUGGAUGGGAUUACAAAAUAAUAAUCGUAUAUGCUUGCACAACAUAAUUUGCCUUUUUGAUAUCAAGACUUCUGUCUAGCAAAGGGUAAAACUUUAAAAUUUAUUAAUAAUUAAGGAUUAACUCUUAUUGUUGUUUUGCCAUAAUGGAAAGUGCAUUAUUAAUUACUUAUUUAUUGGGGAUAGUAUACAAUAAAGAAGUUUCACCAAUAAAUAUCAACUUUAUCAGCUACACCCUUUUAAUACUACAAUUUGUAAUACUAGCUAUUACUGUAUUGAUUAGUAGAUAGAGUGUGGAGAGUGAAAGACAUGAUCAAUCUAAAUAAAUAUAAGAAAUAGUACUUCUGAUAUGAUGUUAGUUAGUAUCUGCAAUUAAGAGUAUAGGAUCCUUAUAAAUUGUUUUUCUAAGUUUGAAAUGGAGCAAUUAAAUCAAUUGGUGUUGGAUGCAAACUUUAGUUAUAAUAUGGUUUAGUAUUGGUACUUUAACAUUAAUUGAAGUAUGUUUAUUUAUUGACUUUGUGAUAAAGUGUUGCAAUAAUUAAUUAGAGAAUAAAAAAUAAAUAAGUAAGAAUUUAAUAAUAUAAGUUUAUGGUAGUAUUUGGGUUAACAUAGUUUUCAUAGGUUUUAUUUCGACAUCUUUGUUGACAUUUUUGGGUUUAGGAUUAUUAUUAGAUUAUUAGAUCUCUUCAAUUAAUUUAGGAGGAUUUAUAUUAACAAUAAUUUAUUACUUGCUUGAAAUUUGUUUCUACAUAAAGAAUAGAGAAGAAUUGAUGUAAGAAUGUAAUUAAAACAAGUUCUUUUCUAAGUAUCUCAGAAAAUUCUUCUUAAGCCUAGAAUUAUGAACAAAACAAUGAAUAAACAAACAUAAAAGAUAGAAUAAAAUAAAUUCAUAAAUUAAGUGUCAACAAAAUACCUUAAUUUAUGAUAAGAUUAUCAGCUACUUAUUUUAAGAAAAAAGUAGAAAACAAUGAAAUAAAGUAACAAAUAGGAUCAGUAUUGUCUUAAGAUAAGAAAUUCAGAUCUAUAAGUUUUUCAGAAAUAAAGAAAAAUUAAGAUAUUAAAAAGUAACCAUCAUAGGAUUAUGAUGAAGAGCUAACAAAAAGAUUUGAUCACUUAUUGUCAUCUCCUCGAUUAAAAUUAGAGGUUAGUGAAAGUAUGGGGCCAGAAUUAUCAAGUAGAGGAUAACCAAAAUAGCCUUAGUUAUGUUUGAUUUGUUAUGAGAAAGAAAGCAAUAUGAUAAAUUAGCCUUGUGGUCAUGGGGGAUUUUGUUAAGAAUGUUCAUAAUAAUUAUUGUCCAAAAGCAAUCUUUGUUUGUUAUGUCGUAAACCAGUGACUCAUACCUUAAUUGUAUAAGGAGUUGAAAAUCGGGAAAGCUUGGUAGAAGUCAUAGGUGUUUUGUAAGAUGCACAGAAGUAAUGA